CUAGUGAUACUAUCUGUGAAUUAAGUGUAUUGAAUGUCCAAAAUGCAAGGUUUAUCUAAAAGACGUCUUCAAACUAAAGCCUGUAUUGCGGGCGCAAAGACUUUCCUGAUGUUGUUUAAUAUAAUCUUCUGGAUUAUUGGCUUAAUAUUAAUAAUAUCAGGCGUAUGGAUGAGAGCAUCGAUAACUCGUGUGUUUGAAGUUUCACAGUUUCACUUUGGUUUGGCCACACUUUUCAUACUAACUGGUCUACUGAUGAUUAUUGUCGGCACAUUUGCCUGUUGUUGUACAGCACAUGAAAAGCCAACACUUCUGCUUACACUAUCGAUAUUCUUCUUCGUUGUAUUUAUUCUUGUAUUCUCGGCUUCAAUCUCUGGUUAUGUCUAUAGAGAUAAUCUUAAAGAAGGCUUACAUAAGUCGCUCAAUCAAACAAUUCUUGAGUACGGAUCGGGAACUUUAUUGGACACCGAUUGGGACAGAAUUCAACAAAAUUUGCAAUGUUGUGGUGUCGACGGAUUUAGAGACUGGAUAUACACUGAGUGGGCAAACGAGAACCGGACUUUUCCUUUAAGUUGUUGUCGGGAUCCAAAUGUUUGCGAUUAUGUUAGUUCCGAGCAGUUGUAUCCAAACGGAUGCUAUCAACAGAUUUUGCAAAUAUUAAAUAAUAAUUUGAGUGGUAUUGGAAUCGGUAUGCUUUUGGUGGCAUUUUUUCAGAUUUUGGGAAUGGGUUUGUCGUGUUGUUUGGCUCUCAAUAUAAAUAAGGCUCUCUAUGAAGAAAUGAUGGAUUAAUAACUGAUCUCAAAGAAUAUGUUUGAUAACAGAAAAAUUUUAUAUUAUAUUA
Molecule: messenger RNA, 838 nt
Organism: Oppia nitens
Lineage: Eukaryota; Metazoa; Arthropoda; Arachnida; Sarcoptiformes; Oppiidae
Product: tetraspanin-6-like
Exons: 6
Coding region: 34-786 (250 amino acids)
Cellular component (GO): membrane
Source: RefSeq, a predicted model, not a curated record